This is a messenger RNA of Seriola dumerili (greater amberjack), 459 nucleotides long. Its product is annotated as ribonuclease-like 3. Gene Ontology annotation, molecular function: nucleic acid binding; RNA nuclease activity. The record is from RefSeq and is a predicted model, not a curated record. The transcript is spliced from 2 exons. Bases 1 to 459 code for a protein of 152 amino acids. Gene Ontology annotation, biological process: defense response to Gram-negative bacterium; defense response to Gram-positive bacterium; angiogenesis. NCBI's taxonomy places the organism in Eukaryota, Metazoa, Chordata, Actinopteri, Carangiformes, Carangidae.
AUGAGGAUUCCAUUUGCGUGCUUGCUGCUGCUUUCUGCCACUGUGCUCUCUCAGGAUGUCACUGACCGUUACAGAAAGUUUAUAGCACAACACAUCAACGGGCAGAUGAGUGUUAACAGGUGUGACGAUGAGAUACGAAAUCGACAUAUCACCAAAACCGACAGCAAUGAGUGUAAGGAGACCAAUACCUUCAUCCGAGCUACCACCAACAUAGUCAAAUCCAUCUGUGAGCGUGCAGGAGAGCCAUAUGGUCAGAUGACCAAAAGCCUCCAACCUUUUGACAUUGUUGUCUGUUCACUGAGAAACCAGCAGGGCAGACAUCCUCGCUGUCAGUACCGUGGUCAAGCUCGCACAAGAAGAAUUGCAAUCAGAUGCAGUCACCUGAACCUGCUCCUCAGUUUCCUUUCCCAAUAUAUGUCAGUCACUUGCCAGGUGGCCUACAUUGCAGCCUUGCCAUAG